GCUCGAUAAUAUGAUGAAGUUCAAUGAUCUCAGUGCAUUUGUUUCCUUGAUAAUGUGCUAAUUAUUAAAGUGAUAGUAGCAUGUAGUUUCGUAGAGAGUCUUAAGAGUGACUAUGUUCAUCCCGUUCGGUUUGUUUAUAUAUUGAAGACAACAGAUUGGUGCAGCCGGCUUCUGCGGGCGCGUACUAGAUGCUCGCGUGUUUCAGUGAGUCUCGAGGCAUGAAUGGAGCCAGCGGCAGCGUACAGUUUGCCUUUGGUCGUGCUUGUGGGUGAUUGGUUAUGAGUAGUGUGUGAAACGUGUUACCGGUGUAGUGUUGACGUUUUGCUGAAAAUCGAACAGUGCAGUACCUACUUACCUACAUUAAAUAUUUUCAUAUCGUAUAAGAUCUUACAGAUUUACCCAGUACCUCUGAAAAACGACUCGACUGAACUUGUGAUAUUAAAAAGGGCUUCCAAACGAUUUAGUAUUUGUAAAUACAAUGACUGGAUGUGAAAACAAUUAGAUUGUAAUGAAGGCGGUGACGAAUUGAAUGCGUUCUGUGAUGGCGUGAAGAUGACCGCGCGUGAGGUGGAGCUGACGGGAGGCGCUCCCUGGGGCUUCCGCAUGCACGGCGGCGCUGAUCACAACCAGCCUCUCAGGAUAUCGAGAAGUUACAGUGAGACGCCCGACCGCUCUUAUGAUGUGAAUCAUGUGAACCCGGGGCGUAAAGCAUCGCUGAGUGGCAUCAGAGAGGGAGACAUCAUAUCAUCCAUCAACGGGAGACCAACGAAAGGAAUGAGCAAUGCAGACGCUCAUGCCAUGCUUAGAUCUGCUGGCCCAGUGCUCAGAUUAGGACUAAACGAGAACAGAGAGAUGUCCCCUCGAAGAAGAAGCUUGGGCAAAGGAAGUGAGUUGAAAAGGCCGUCACAGUUAAUGGCUGAAGUGCAGUCAGGAAGAGCUACGUUGCAAGCGCCAGUUUACGCGACUAUAAGACCAUCGCAACUUCCAAGCAAUCGUCCAUCUUCCCUGUCAGCACAGUCAUCUCUGAAUUCGUUGCCAGCUGCGCUCAACUCCACCCCGUUGGUCAAAUCUGUAACUGCUAAUGAAGAUCUUCCCCACUUCCAUCCAACGAAUCCUUUUUAUACUACUUUACCAAAUACCUCUAGUGCUUCCAAAUUACCCGUUCCAAACGGUAGGGCGUCCAGUAUAGAUAGGAGUAAAUUCAGAGAAAAUACGUCCUUACUUAACGAGCACAGCUCAGACUUCAAAUCCCCUUCAUUUUUCAACAAAGCGUUGGCUUCUGCUUCCGGUAACUUCCAUCAUUCGAACUUUAAGGAUAUUGGGUUUACAAAUGGCUAUAAAUCAGAUGACGCUACGGAAGCCAGAGAAUAUAGUGAAAAUCAUAUUUUCGGUAACCAGUUUAGUCACCAAAGUGUUCCGAACAAUGUAAAUGAUUCGACUAAAAAUCCUUUUGAAUCGAAACGAAAUAGUGACCCUUUCGAGAAAUAUUUAAGGCCAGAAUGUAAAAUAAACGAUAAAAGUGAAUACGACUCAAGUGCCAUGAUAAACUCUAUUAGCGAUAAUAGUUUUAACAAAAAAGAAGAAGUACUGAAACGAUCAACAAUAACCGAACAUCAAAUAAGUGAAAUUGAAGAAGUAAAAACAAUUAAAAAAAUUACAUUGAAUGGAUCAGAUUACGAAAGUGAAAAAAUACCAAAACAUUUUCAAUCAGAUGUUAAUGAAACAAAUCACCCACAGUCGCAAACAGAAGACCACCGAAAAAAUUCGAAAGUUCACAAUGUUCCGAUUUUUAAAGAGUUUGAAAGUUCUAAUAGUUCGAAUGCGAGAUCUGAAUACGAAAAUCGGAAAUAUCAAACAUAUCAAUCUCCGAUCGAAAACAAUGGAGUUGGAUCUGAAGCGGAUGCGGUGACGUGCGAUGCGUUGACCGGCAAACCGCCCGCGAGGUCGCCAACUGCGCCCGCGCCGGCGCCGCUCAGCCCCCCAAAACCGGUGUGGAGGCCGGGUGCACCGUCUCCACCUGCGCCGGGUCCCGCGCCGGCGCCGCGCAGUCCCGGCGCUCCGCCACCACCACCGCCGCCCGUGUGGUCGCCGGGCAGCGCGGGCCCCUCGCCCCAAACUCCGCGCAAGUCCUUCCGGCCAGUACACUUCGAAGAGACACCGCCCGCCCGCCGUAAAUUUGGGAACUUUGAGCAGAACGGUUGCACCAGUGGUUCCGAGAGCGAAGGGCGACUGCGCACGUCUCACAGCGCACCUGUCACUGGACUCAGCUCCUUGAGCUCUAACAGCACCAGCCGCCUGCCUAAAGCACAGAACCCUACAGUCACGUUGCUGCAAAAGGCACGAGAGGGUCAAAUACCCCGCGUGUCGAGUUACUUGCAGCAAGAGAGGGACAGUGCUCGCCUGCCUCGGGACAGACCUUCGCCGCCACCCGGAGACCCAGUGCAUGCCUUACGCAAGGAGUACGCAAGCGGAAGUGAAGCGGACCGAAGCGACUACGAGCGCGGAGGGACGCGGAAGAUGGCCGAUGCCCCGAGGAAAGUGGAGGGAAUCGGACCAACUACCAAGGACGGAAUGCCGGUCGCACUCAGAUCUGAGGUCAAAGACCCUUCGAGAUGGUACAAAAAGAUGUAUGACACUAUUCACAAAAACAAAUAUGACGACGAUUAUGUGACAAUACGAUACAAAAGUCGCCGAGGUGAGCCGCCUCAGCGGGUGAGCAACAAGGGUCAGUACGCGUACUUUGACCCACGCUCCGGGUACCUGAGUGAGCCGGAGGGUGGAAUGCGGAGAGUAGGGGGCGGGGGCACCUGGAGCGACGCGUACGACAGCGACGUUGCCACCCCGCGCCGCCGCACCGCCUCCGUGCAGGACGACCGGACCAACGGCGGCCCGCCCUCACCUUACCUGCCCAACAACAAAUACAGCACCUUAGCUUCAGCGAGGGCAAGCCACGAAGUUUACAAAAACCAACCCGGAAGAAUAGAAAAUUAUAUGCCUGGAAAAUCUUCAGUAGUCGAUAAAGAAGCAAAACAGUGGUGGGACGAGGUCAUGGACAUUUUUGAUGGGCAAAACAUAUCAAGUACCACAUCACUACCACAAUCUUCUCCCAAAGAAAAAAAGGAUAUUACUUCUGCCAUAUUAUCAAAAUCGAACAUGGCAAGAGCAUUGAAGGAGUCUGGAUACGAAUCGGACUCUACCCUCGUGUUCCGUCGUCGUGAGGACAGCGAUGGACCUCUAUCCCCCGCGGAGAGACGCGCAGCAUACAGAGACCUACAAGCUGGCGGGGAACCCCCGCUCCGAGGUUUCCGCUCACCAGCGCCACCUAGACAAGAGACCGACUCAGCACCCGAGCCUCCACGCAGAACGCCAUACGGGAGCUAUUCAGAUACAGAAUCCCCACGGCGAUACUUGGAGAGCGAUGUGAACAUCCACUAUCGUUGUCCUGUGAGACACGACCCCCUACCACUAGUGCCGGAGAGAGAGCUGGCAAGACAGCAAGCUGAGCAUAUGAAGAAACUCUACAGAGAACAGAGGCGAAACAAAUACUUACAGGAACUCCAAGAUAUGCAAAAUAGACGUCACCAAGACAACUUUACGCCAUCGCAGAAGAACAUCCUACCACUGAACCGGUAUGAUGAAGCCGAAAAAGUGGUAGCUAGAGCUCUAUACGCUUUCAAUGGACAGACCAACAGGGAGUUGAGUUUUAGGAAAGGAGAUAUGAUCCAUGUAAGAAGACAAAUCGACGCCAAUUGGUACGAGGGAGAAAUCCAUGGCAGAAUAGGACUGUUCCCUUAUAAUUAUGUUGAGAUAAUGAAAGGAGAAGUGGCUCAUUCUCCCAAGAAGCCAACGGUAAUAGAAGGCAGAGCCAAGGCAAAAUUCGACUUUACGGCGCAAACCAACCUCGAAUUACCACUUAAAAAAGGGGAGGUUGUCGUGCUAACGAGAAGAAUCGACCAUAACUGGUGGGAAGGCCGCAAUGGCAGCAAAACAGGCAUCUUCCCUGACAGCUACGUCACUGUACUACAGGAACCUAGCCAGAGUAAGCCAGAGUCUCAUACGAGUGUAAAUACUGACAAACCAGUAGCAUCGCCGGCCGCCCACGGUCUUCUCAACGGUACAGCCAAGAGAAGUAUGGGUGCACACAGCUACAUGCCCCAACCAAACAACCCCGCGCUCUCUAACGCACCACCGGCCACGCAGCCCUUGCCAGGGUACGUAGCUAAACCUGCGCAAGCGACGCUAACGCCCUCCGAGAGAGGUUACGGCCCCCCGAGCGGGCCAGGGGUGGACCUCAACAACACGGAACCCUUGUACGUCGACACCAACGCUGAGGCUGUUCCGUAUCGCGCUAUGUACAAGUACAGACCACAGAACCCCGACGAGCUGGAGUUGAGUGAAGGGGACACUGUAUACGUGCUGGAGAAGUGUGAUGAUGGAUGGUACGUCGGCUCCAGCCAGCGCACCGGCCGCUUCGGCACCUUCCCUGGUAAUUACGUGGAACGUAUCUGAUAGCGCGAGACGUCGCUGCUACGGCGUCUGCGGCGCGCGACGUUCUGCGCGCGCCGGCACCGCUAACAUGCACAAUCCAUGCCAAAACCGAUCUUAAAUUCGGCGUAUAAGGACUAUUAUAUAUCAAACCUAAUGAAAAUCACCAGCUUUCAAACAACCGAAAGCGAAAUGGUUCCGUGUUAUGACGCACAACUCUACAGAAGAGGCGUACCUACAAAAUAAGUGAAUUAAUUCUUAUGGUAACCACAGACUAAUUGGUUUAAUGAAUAUAAUUAGAAAUCUGUAUAAAUAAGAGUAUUAAUGAGAUGUUUCUCGACUGCUUCAUAAAAUGUACUGUCUUGAUAAAACUAUAUUAGUCUGUGAAUAUGGUGCCCUUUAAGUAGUUAGCAAUGAUUGAGAAAUACUAUGUCUUAGUUUACAAAGUUGUACUGAGACGGAGAAGGAACAUACCAAACUACACCAUGACUUUUCAUAUAGAACCGUACAAACAGUAAUCGACACUCGUCAUUAACUAAUAAUUCGUCUAUUAUUCAAAUACAUACUCUUGUUUUCGUUUAAUUAAACAACACGAUACAUUGAGUUUUUCUCUAAUCAAAGCCUAACAUAAUAAUUCAUGUCAGUGUAAUAAUCCAAAGUUGUUUUAUGCGUCCCAAAGAAUAUGUUUAUCGGUUAUUAAUUAUAAUGUAUAAUUGUAAAAAAAAUAAUAAAAAUACUUAUAUACCUGUACAAUUUGUUUAGUAUAGUUAUUUAUUUAAAUGUAGGGUUUGAGAUGGGGCUCGUCUUUUAAAAGGACAUUUUAAAAGUAUUGAGUCGGCACGUUGACUAAUAAUGUUAUUUAUGAUUAACAAUUUUGUAUCGUACAUAGUUGUGAGUACACAUUGGCAAAGGUCAAACUUUGAAAUUAUAACAAUUGGUGUAUUUUGACGUCAACAAAGUUUCGACUGUUUGUAAUGAUAUUUAAAUUACAAACUGAAUAAUAAAAAGUGAAAGAUACUUUUGAAUAUUUAGCAGCUAUAUAUAGUAUGCAUAGCAUAUCUAUAUUACUCUUAUUAAUAUCUAAUAAGUAACUACCUAUAAUCCUAAAUCCUUGAAAGAUUUAUAUACUUCCAUUCAGAAUAUUUAUCUACAUAUCUGCACUUUUUAUUAUUCAGAGUUUAUAAAAUAACUCUGAUGAAUAUUUACCGUGUAUAAGUAUUAGUUACCACAUUAACAUAAUUGUAAUAUUCAUUAUAAUAAUUGUAAUACUCAGAACUACCACGCAAUGUGUAUAUAGGGCGAGUAAUUUUGGCAACGUUGACAAUACAAUACUUACUGUAUGCUUAAUAUUAUAAAGGAAGGGAAUGGUGGGAAUAAUAUUUUAUGUAAAAGCAAUCAAAUUAUAUUCAAUUCAAUUUAUUUUGUAUUUUAUAUGCUAUAAUUAUUACAUUAUAAUUAUCAGCGUGCAUUUUAAAAAACUGUAGAAAAUUAUGAAUUUGUUUAAAUGACAGUUUUCUAAACAAUUCCUCCUUUAUUAUUUUAACAACUAACAGGAACAAGUAACCCCCUUGAUAAUAUUAUAAAAACUUCGAUAAAAUUUAAUUAUUAUUCAUCUAUACAUUAUUUACGUUUAAAAGAUUUUUUAUAAUUUAUGGAAAGCAAAAAAGCUCAUAGUUCCCCUGAUGGUAAUCGGUCACCAACUACGAUUUAUCUAUAACUUAUUUUUUAUUAUACAUGCUCUAAGUUUCACGAAUUAAAUGAAAAUAUUUCGUGUUAAAAUGUCAUACACAAACCAUUGUUUUAAUAUCUAGUCAUGAUACAAUUUUUUUAAUAUUUUUACAUUGUUAUAAUAAAACGCCCCCUUUAUGAAAAUUUUAAUUUAUAAAAACAAAUGUUAUCAUAUUACAAUCGAUAAUCAAACGUAAGUUAAAUCAUGCAUGCAUCAGCUAUACUUAUAGAAAAUGGAUUUAUAGGUUUUUUCAUAGAUAAAUGAUUGGUCUCGCUUCACUCGACUAGAUACUGCGCUGUCAAAAAACAACAGCUCCAUAAAUGCGGCAACUCAUUACUGUAGUGUGUGUUCAAGUUCAUAUAGUACCACGAUUCAGUACCAGUUCAAGAUUCUGUUUGAUUUGUUAUGGUUUUUAAGAAUACAUUAGUUCAAGUACGAAGUUCUAUCAUUUCAAGGAAUCCCAAUUCGCCGAGUACUUUUGCUGACCCUUGGUCCUAAACAGUGUGUGUAUGUCAAUUUGCAAUGAUGCUAUCAAAUGUCAUAAAUCGUGUAGCCAGCUGCUCAACUGCUACCCAAGUAAUAGGGAAAAUAUUGUAGGUUAUAAUUAAUAUGUACCAGAUUCUAAAUGUAGCUCAUAAAAUACUUUAUUAAAGAUUAUUUCAUUUUCCCAUUUUUAGUGUUACACAGAAUACGCUACUAGUUGGAAAUUGUACAAGCGUAGAUCCACACGGGUAAAACCGUGAGACAUUGCUAGUAAAUUAUAUACUAAAACCUUCUCAGAAAUGCGUAUUUACGCAUUAAUAUGCGCGAAAACCCCAUCCAAUUCGGAUCCGUAGCUUUGACAUUAUCAUGGUCAAACAUGCAUACAUACAGAUCAAACUGAGAAUAUCCUUUUUUGAAGUCUGUUUAAAGACCGACUGUGCAGCCGGAACAGCAGCAAUAUAAAAAUAAAAUAAACUGUAAGUAUGAAUAAAUGUUUCUUAAUACGUUAGUUAAGUUAAUUUGUGUUUAUAAAUACAAAAUGAAUUGUUUAUUUGUCAUCUUAACCCUAAAAUAAUUUAAAUAAUAUGAUGAAAUUAAAAAAAAAUACACAACAAGUAUGGUAGUUAAAAUGCUGAAUUGUGAAACUAAAAACUGUGUAAAUAACAAGAGUCAGUUUACGAGAAUAUGUGUUGAAAAAAUGUUAUUAAAAAUAAUAACGGAAUAUCAAAGGAAUAAAAGGUAGAUUACAAAGAUAAAUGUUGAAUAAUAUAAAACUAGGUUAAGUUUAAUUGCAAGUUUAAUAGUAAGUUUAAAUAACAUAGGUUCAAUUAUUAAAUACACUAACAAGAAAUUCCCAUUAUAAAUUAAAAUCUCAACCGUUAUGACGUUUAGGGUUCAUGUUAUUUAAUAUUGAAAUUUUGAAAUUUUACUAUACUUAUUGAUGUUAUGUGAUCCCAGCGUGUUAUUUAUUAUUGUAUUAUUUCACUACAUAAACUGGCAUUUUACUUUCGAUUAACACCAAAUUUUAAUAAAACAUUCACUACGUACACCCCAUACACAACAGUCAAGUUGACUGGCUCGGUGAAAGCUCGGGUAUGCCGAUUUUGGCAUAGUAUUUGUUGCCGCAUUAGACAAGUACGCCGGCGGUAUCCAGUCGAGUGAAGCGAGACCAAUCAUUUAUCUAUUGGUUUUUUCAUAUUAACAAAAUGUUAUUACCUACUUCCCUCGCCCUAUUUAAGCUUGUUUUGUGUAUUAUGCAAAAGCUUUCUUAUUUUUAACCCAUUGUUGUAUUUACUUUUGUUAAUUUAUUUUUAAUUAUAGCACAAAUGUUUUAUUAAUUAUUAUUUUUUGUUGACACCUCAACAUACAUUAACUGCUAUUGUUCAAACUCAUCACACCUAAUAAAAUAAUCUUUCUAUUUAAACGUUGUUUCAUUUUUUAUUUUUUAAAUAUAUUCUACCCCAUGCCUAUAUCUAAAGUAUUCAGCCAAGGAUGUGGUAGAUUCCCUCGAUAUUGACAAUGAUUUGUUUCAUUGAUUCCGUUUGUUAUUACUACACUUCCGGACACAUCUAUCGGCCCAUGUACCCCGCGUUUACACCAUGGUAUAAUACAUGUAUUUAACAAAUUUUAAACAAUGUCUUAAUUUUUUGUUCACACAUAUUCAUGUAUAAAACAAGUAAGGUAAUGUCGCCGAAGAUGGCCCGGCUCCUAGGAUAGCCCACUUUAAAAUAAAUACAGUUAUGAUUAUUGGAAAUAUUUGAAAUGGCACGGUUUUAUACUACUAGUACCAUAGACAAUAGUGCAAUUGUGUUUCAUUACUGGGGUUUUUAUGUUAUUUAUGGGGCUAUGUAUAAGAUAGCCACAUAAAUAACAUACAUUACUAUAAUGAGAUGCCAUGAAAGAAAAACAGUAUAGCCCAAAUUAGUUAAUCUUUGGACAGGACUGUGUUUAUAAUCACACCACAAACCUCCGUAAAUGCAGCAGUGCAUGAAAUUAUGUGCCUGAGUGCAUAUUGAGCGUAGGUAGUGUAUGUACCGAAGCGUUAAUUCAGUGGGUUCCACGUGCUUGUUGUUGCACAGCAAACAACAAACAAUUGGCAAAAAAAUAAAUCAACAAACAAUUGAAAACCACAAUCACACAACACAAAAGCGUAUCCAAAAAGGUCUCUAAUACAUCUAAUACGUUAUCGGCCAAACUAUGCUCGGGCUUGAUCGGCGGAUUGAAUCAAACGUAGUAUUAGUCCAACAUACCAGGCCGUAUAUAUAAGUAAACGUUCUUUGCACAUGAAUAAGAAUACUACUCGAUUAUCAUAUUUUGUCCAUCACAAACUACAUAAGGUCUGGUGGGCCUGGAAUCUUACUGUAUACCUGAAAUCCCAUAAUGAAUCCGAUCAUUGACGAACACAAACAGCAAACAACACUGACAUGUUUGUGUUUGUUCAUUGUAUCCACUGUUUGCCGUCAGUUUGCCAAGCGUGCAUAGGCACAUUGAACGUAUGGCGUUUCCACACUAGUGCCGUGAAACAAUGCCGUGAAUUCGCGCCGUGAAUUCACAUCAGUAGUGAUGAGUCUCUUCAUUUAAGGAUCAAAACCUGCGACGAAAUGGACAUAGAAGUUGCUGCUUGUGCACCUUUUGUCGCGGAACAAAAUACUGACACCGAUGUGAAGACAGACGUGAAGGCGCGACACCUAUCCACAUACACGUUCACACUAAACUUGUUAGCAUGUAGAUCCCACACGGCAUAAAUGUGGAGCCGGCAUUAUUAGUGCCGUUGCUUAGCAACAACUCUAUCAACAAAAUAAUGUUGAUGUAUGGUUGAUGUCACUUUUACGCCAGUCUUUAUCCAUUUACGCCAGUAAAUUUUGUUUUGGUUGCUGUGAUUUUCAAUUUAAAUGUUCUUUGAAUAGUCACCUGCAUAGAAUAGUCAGUUCAAUUCAUUGUGAACCUAAUUAAAUACUUAAAUAAACAUGUCUGAAUCAGAUUGGAAAGAAAUAUUGAGUUACUCCCAAAUGGAACUAAAACAAGCAGACAAAGAGAAACUCUGUGAAAGUCUGUCGUGGAUGGAAGCCGACGACAUCGAAUUAAACUUUACGGAUUUGAAAACUCUUUUCCGACUUGCGCAAGAUAUUUUAAAAUACAAAAGUGACCAGGUAACCCUGAUAUAUUGCUAACAGCAUUACAAAUAUUUGUUCACCUCAUAAUGCCUUUGAUAGUUAUCAAUGAACAAUUUCUCCUUUGAAUUUAAUAACAUCAUAACAGUUAUAUUUAAAUUUUGUAAGAAUUAACUGAUAGAUGCUUCAAUCUAAAGAAAAUUUGGAUGAACUGUACUUUCUGGGCCUAAGAAUUGUGGCCAUCACAGACAUAGAUCGGAAUGGAUAACGCAAGUGUAUGUACUUUGAGUGCCAAAUGAAGGUCAAUAGUCUUCCUUUUACCCUAAAUUAUUUCUUUGCGUCACCGUUCUCGGUACCGCACAUCAAUCGUAAUGUUUAAAAAUAUCUAACUAUGCAGUCAGUACACGGGACUCGCACUCGCACCCUCCGCUAUCCUAACGAAGGCAGCGACCAAUUAUGCUACCACGACCUUCAUGCCCGUGUUGUGUACGGAUACCGGAGGGUGCGUAUUUGAGCCCCGUCUGCUUCAUAUACCACGUGGAUUUUUAUUUAAUAAAGUCUAGCAGUGAAAUGCUUAAGUAACAAUAUCUAUGUCAAAAAUCAAAACUACUGAAGCACUAUUGAUACACGAUUAUCUAAGAUAGCUUAGCUUAGAUAGCUUAUCUAAGCAGGUCUUUGGAGCAAUCACUUAGCAUUGGUAGAAAUAUAUUAAUCGUUUUAUAUUAAUAUGCAACAAUUUUUAAAAAACUGUACAAACCAGUUUUUGAGAUCAAACGCUUUUUUUUAUAUACCAGCGAUUGGCAUGUUUACUCGAAAUAUUUGACGCCUCGGAUUUGUUAUUGCCUAGUAUCGAAAAAUACCUAUUACAAAUACCUAAUCUGAUAUUUAUGGCUCACCUCUAUUUCUUAUUGUCUCAAACUGGUCUGCGCCUACCGGUCUUGUACCCAAGAGGAAUGGCACUACACGUGUCUGCAUAGACUACCGGCGAUUAAACGCUAGCACUACUCCUGACGUCUCACCCUCCGCUCCCUCGAAUCGGUGAUCUACUUCUUCAGGGACAGAGGGGGAGACUAAGAAAGGAACCGCUGCGUCACUACAACAGAAUAUAACCACUACUAACGCCACCUAGAAGCAAGCAGACUAAAUAAAUCACUUAAUUUUAUCCCUGACGGUGUUGGCAUCGAAAUAGAAGGCGCUUUCGUUUGUUCAUCGUAGAAUGUUUAAGUAGUAUUACGGAUUUUCGUUAUUUA
This is a messenger RNA of Chilo suppressalis (striped riceborer), 11057 nucleotides long. Lineage: Eukaryota; Metazoa; Arthropoda; Insecta; Lepidoptera; Crambidae. The record is from the annotation of a GenBank genome assembly.